AAACUGCUUGCGCACGCUCGGGACAUGCGCAAUGCAGAGGCUGAGGCGCCAGCUGUCGACUUGGAAGUUCCGGGGAGGGAGCGCAUGCGCUAGUGUACGCGUUGCCGGCGAGAGGGCAGCUUGACGACUCGGAAAUUUGAAUACCACAGUAGCAUGGAGUGUGACCUCAUGGAGACUGACAUCUUGGAGUCGUUGGAAGAUCUAGGUUACAAGGGCCCAUUGUUGGAUGACGGUGCGCUGUCACAGGCAGUCUCUGCUGGAGCCGCUUCCCCCGAGUUUACCAAACUCUGUGCCUGGCUGGUAUCUGAAUUAAGGGCGCUCUGUAAACUAGAAGAAAAUGUGCAAGCAACUAACAGUCCAAGUGAAGCUGAAGAAUUCCAGCUUGAGGUGAGUGGGCUACUUGGGGAGAUGAACUGCCCAUAUCCUUCUCUGACAUCUGGGGAUGUAACCAAGCGCCUUCUUGUUCAGAAGAACUGCCUCCUUUUGCUCACAUACCUCAUCUCAGAACUAGAAGCUGCCAGAAUGCUCUGUGUGAAUGCUCCUCCAAAAAAAGCUCAAGAAGGAGGCGGUAGUGAGGUCUUUCAAGAGUUGAAAGGCAUAUGUAUUGCUCUAGGAAUGUCCAAACCUCCAGCCAAUAUAACUAUGUUCCAAUUCUUCAGCGGGAUUGAGAAAAAAUUAAAGGAAACAUUAGCAAAAGUUCCACCUAAUCAUGUGGGAAAGCCGUUAUUGAAGAAGCCAAUGGGACCAGCCCACUGGGAAAAGAUAGAAGCCAUUAACCAAGCCAUAUCCAAUGAAUACGAAGUUCGGAGGAAGCUGCUAAUCAAACGUUUGGAUGUCACUGUCCAGUCCUUUGGCUGGUCUGAUAGAGCUAAGAGUCAGACAGAAAAAUUAGCUAAGGUUUACCAGCCAAAACGUUCAGUCUUGUCUCCUAAAGGUAGUAUUUCCGUUGCUCAUCUUUUGGCCGCCAGACAAGACUUGUCAAAGAUUUUAAGGACAAGCAGUGGGUCCAUAAGAGAAAAGACCGCCUGUGCCAUCAAUAAGGUGUUGAUGGGCAGAGUGCCAGACAGAGGUGGUAGACCCAAUGAAAUUGAACCUCCACCCCCAGAGAUGCCACCAUGGCAGAAAAGACAAGAAGGCCCCCAGCAGCAAGCAGGAGGCCGAGGAGGAGGGAGAGGUGGUUAUGAACAUUCCUCAUAUGGAGGACGAGGAGGUCAUGAACAAGGAGGGAGAGGUGGACGUGGUGGCUAUGACCAUGGCGGCCGAGGGGGAGGAAGAGGAAAUAAACAUCAAGGAGGCUGGACAGAUGGAGGGAGUGGAAGUGCAGGUAGCUACCAGGAUGGUGGUUAUCGAGAUUCAGGUUUCCAGCCUGGUGGCUAUCAUGGUGGCCAUAGCAGUGGCUAUCAAAGUGGUGGCUACGGUGGUUUCCAAACAUCGUCAUAUACAGGAAGUGGAUACCAGGGAGGUGGAUACCAGCAGGACAAUAGAUACCAAGAUGGUGGGCACCAUGGCGAUCGAGGUAGUGGUCGUGGGGGAAGAGGUGGUCGAGGAGGUCGGGGUGGACGUGGAGGCCAGGGAGGAGGCUGGGGAGGAAGAGGAAGCCAGACUUAUCACCAAGGGGGUCAGUUUGAACAGCACUUCCAACAUGGAGGCUAUCAAUAUAGUCAUUCUGGAUUUGGACAAGGAAGACACUAUACUAGUUGAGGCUACAGAAACUUAUAUUUUACUAGAGCUCAAGUAAUAGAAACUUAGCUUCAGAAUCCUGAAUCCAACAUCUAUUUCAAAUGAAUGUUAGACCACAAGUGGCAGGCAUGCUCCUGCUUGGGGUAACCAUUUGCCGGUCUUCAUUCAAUUUUCUCUCUUUUUAUUAUUAAACAGUUUUACAUAACACUGUUUAUUUAAGAAACAUAUCUCUUCUUUCUAUGAAAAACAAAUUUUAAAGGCAAUUUAAAUUGCUUUAAUUGACCGGUAGAUUAAUCCAGUUAGAACAUACAUGCUUUUUUGAAGAAAUUACUUGAAUAAAAUAGUUUUCACGUUUUCAAUAUGCAAGUUUUGAAUAUGAGGAUUUACGUAGACUUUUUUUAUAUUUACUGCUGGGAAACCUUCCUCAUAUUAACAACCCAUGUGUGUUUUUCAUAACGAUUUUCUGCUGUCUGUUCUCUGAGCACAGCUCUACCCCUGAUUGGCAUUUUAUUCAGAGAGUGUUUGUCACAUUUCUUUGUGAUAGACCUGUGGGUUAGUUCCUAUUACAUGAGCUCUUUUGCAGAUAGCACAUUCAGUAGCCUUAUCCUUUUGGUGGAAUACUGUACCAUAUGCUCCUCCAAAAACCAUGAACACGGCCAAAAUCCAUAAAGAUGACGAAAGCAAACUAAGUUGUGAAACUAUAGUACCUGUAGGCACUUAGUUAAGUAUAGCAGCUCAAACAGACCUGCAUCCAUCCGAGACAAAGUUCCUCCUUCAACCUUGUUUUUACUUGAAAUUUGCUAGAAGAAAUGGCAAACAGAAAUUCUGUUUUAUGCACGAGUUAAUGCCACUGGCUCAGCAAAUACAAGUUAGUUUGCUUUAGGCAAGAGACCUUCUUUGUGAUGGAAGUGCACUACGAAGUCAGAUUGAGUCCUGCUCAGUGCGGGAGGCCCUUCAUUAUUGCUGCAGAAGACAGAAGCCUGGCUCGGUCACUCUCCACGUUUUUUCCUUUACUGACAUCACACGAUGCUUGCUGCCGGGUUUUUUGUACAUGUAAACACUGUCAAGCUGUGAAAGAAAGUGGCAGGAGGUGUGUAUUGUGUGAGAGGUGAGCAAUAAAGUAUCUGUACAUUC
This is a messenger RNA of Meriones unguiculatus (Mongolian gerbil), 2814 nucleotides long. It is a transcript of the gene Tslig3a, whose product is annotated as family with sequence similarity 98 member A. The coding region runs from base 154 to 1701 and encodes 515 amino acids. The record is from RefSeq and is a predicted model, not a curated record. The transcript has 8 exons. Lineage: Eukaryota; Metazoa; Chordata; Mammalia; Rodentia; Muridae. Gene Ontology annotation, cellular component: tRNA-splicing ligase complex.